CGGUGAGCAAAACCUUCUCAAGGCCAUGCUAACACUCUCUUAUUCUAGGGUUAGGGUCAUUCCACAGUCAGGAGGGAGCUGCGUCUUAGACAGACACGGGAACAAUACAAGAAAAGGCAGCUAGCACCUCCAUGUUUUUCUGGACCUCCAUUUUGAGGCUGGGUAUCUAGUUCGAUCUCAGGCCCUGCUGCUUUGCUCCAGCUGUGUUCCUAAGGCUGUGUGCACGUUCAGCACCCUCUCACUCUCACCAUUGUCUGCGUGAGCGUGCACAUCCAUCUCCUCGUCUGGGAUCCCAGAGGGUGUGUGUGUUGGUGAAACACGGUGAUCUCCACGAUGAACGUCACCUCACUGUUCUCGUUCACCAGCCCGGCUGUGAAACGCCUGCUGGGCUGGAAGCAAGGUGACGAGGAGGAGAAGUGGGCGGAGAAGGCCGUAGAUGCACUGGUGAAGAAGCUGAAGAAGAAGAAGGGCGCCAUGGAGGAGCUGGAGCGUGCGCUGAGCUGCCCGGGGCAGCCCAGCAGCUGUGUGACCAUCCCUCGCUCGCUGGACGGCCGUUUGCAGGUGUCGCACCGCAAGGGCCUGCCGCACGUCAUCUACUGCCGCGUGUGGCGCUGGCCCGACCUGCAGUCGCACCAUGAGCUCAAGGCCCUCGACUGCUGUGAGUUCCCCUUCGGUUCCAAGCAGAAGGACGUGUGUAUCAAUCCCUACCACUACAAGAGAGUGGACAGCCCAGGUGAGCGCCACACCUGCUGGGCGUCAGGAGUUGGGUAUCCACCUUACUGCACACACACACCAUUUUUUGUUUGCUUGAUUCCUGCUUUAAGGAAUUAAUUAAUCGUCAGGUAUAUGUAAUUUCUGUCAGGUGUUAUAGAGCAAAGAAUUUAUGAACUGUAUGCAGGACAGUGAGUUCACAGUACCGAACCCGACAACCCUUGUGGGACGGUGGGUUCACAA
This is a messenger RNA of Electrophorus electricus (electric eel), 954 nucleotides long. NCBI's taxonomy places the organism in Eukaryota, Metazoa, Chordata, Actinopteri, Gymnotiformes, Gymnotidae. The record is from RefSeq and is a predicted model, not a curated record.